Messenger RNA from Paramuricea clavata, 360 nucleotides. The record is from the annotation of a GenBank genome assembly. Lineage: Eukaryota; Metazoa; Cnidaria; Anthozoa; Malacalcyonacea; Plexauridae.
AUGACCAGUCCAUUACUCACCAAGCUGACUCUUGUAUUUUUCAGUGUUUCAGCCAUCGAACCCGGCCUGGUUGGUACUCAAUUCGCGAGUACCGCGUUUGCGCAGGAGGCCGCACCGAAAGAGGAGACGACGAAAGCACUGUAUGAUAAAAUGAUGGGAUAUAUGAUGAGCAAUUGGAUGGCCGAAGGUGUACUGCAAACAGGUGACGAUUGUGCAGAAUAUAUCUUGAGAGCGAUUACGGAUGAGAAACCUCAGUUACACUAUUUCACCAACAAGAAUUUCGAAGCGACUAAGAAAAUAAAGUUUCAUGAUAUGACGGGAGAAGAAAGCCUUCGGGAAAGCAUGAAAUACCUGUCUUAA